AGCUCAUGAAUUGUUCUGGUUUUCUGUGGGUUUUGAGGUUUCCCCAACCCGAACUACACUAGGACUAGUUCAGUUUGAAAUAUAAUUAGUGAGCCCACAUCUGGGCAUAGAUCUGAUGAACGCAGACAGUAACUAAUCAUUAGGUAGUGUACUUACAACCAAUGUCCCUUUCUAUGUCAGUCUAUCUUCUUUCGCGCUCUUUCAACUGGUGACAAUAUUUGAUAGCGCAUGUAAUCGCACAAGAAUGACCGAAUGUUCAUAGUUCCGGAACAAUCUGCUCGCGCGCAGAAUUUUACGCGAACGGUGCCACAGCCCUACAAUUCUGAAGAGUUUGAUCCCUUUUUGGCUAACCUCUACGCCUAUACCAAUUUUCCGACUGAGCAAGCGGGGCCUGGAAGCUGUUAUACUGUUGAAUCACUGAAAGACAAGGUUCGUGUCAAUCGCAAGGAAGGAUCAGAAUUAAAACAAUCUUCCGCAACCCUUAAAGGACUAGUUAGUAAUCCUGUGAGAUACAUCAGAAUCAGUACAGGUCCUUCUACCUCAUUAGGCUUCGGAUCAACAUCAAGAUCAAGGAUGGCGCCAACGAAGCAGUCUCCAAUGGACAAGGUGUUCAAGUGGGACACAUCGACGACGAAUGAUGAUAUCGGUCGAACUUGGAGCUUCAGUGGUGGCUCCCGGCCGAUUCGGCAGCCGCGUGGUAGGCGGAUGCGAGAGCAACUCGCAGGCGUGCCCGCAGCGGAAUCGUCGAAUCCCUUGGGCGGAGGACAAAAUGUCCUUACAACCUAUGAUCCGGCGAUGCGAACGAUGAGCCCGCAAGUUCCGCAAGUCUUUAAGCCUGUAGAGCGAGUAGACGGAGUUAACCUAGCUUCUUCUGUUGUUACAGGAAGCGGCAGCGCUCAACAAGUUCGCAAACCAAUGGCGCAGAGAGUAGACUUGUUGCAACGUUCUUCAGCGGCCCGAAGACCGAGUCCGAUUUUGCCGCAGAAUGACGACCGCUUGACGAAUCGAGGCAUUCAGCGUAUAUGGACCUUUUCUGGCGGAACUCAGUUACUUCGGCCCGGCGUCAACGACUGGCGACCGGUCCCUGAAGACAUGCCGCGUAUCCCUGGCCUGGACGCGCCGCUUGACCACACAGCACGAGUGCUCGAUUUUGGUGGAGAUGAGGAGGAGGGGGACAGUACCCGGAGUAGGUCGCGCAGUGCGCGAGGUGGAGGUGAGGACAUACCUCUACUAGUAGGUGACAAGUCUUACAGCGGAUUGGUUUCGCGGGAGAUUAAGCGUGGCUACGAUAUUGUCACACUGCAAGCAUCUCCGAUUGAAGCCGAGAACUACUCAGCGAGAAAGAACGUUAACAUGAAAGCGAUGGAUACGUCAGUGAAAUCAAUGGCCUCAAAGAGUACGACAACCGCGAGCUUGAAUACGGCGUCUGCAACGUUGCAGCAGAACCACCAGAUCGACAUCGUUGAUGACUACAUGUUGUCGCCACCAGCGGUUCAAGCUCCUAAAGAAGCGCCUCCGCCCGCUUCAAAAAUCCGAGAGAAGUCCGCGCCACCAGCAAUGUCAGCGAAUAAUAAAGUGAUCUCUGUCGUAGAGGUAAAUGUAGAGGAUGUAUUGGAGACGUUCCCCCUUGAAAAAGCAGCAGAGGUACAGUAUCUAUUGAGCGAAGAAUCCUUGGGAAAAUUGGUCGAGCGUGCCCGCUCAGCUCCCCCACAGCGUCGCAGCAACUACGAUCAAGACGCGCCGUUUAAGACCAACCCAACGAUGAAAGCUGUUUCAGGAAGCAAGGUUGCUGGUUCCACUUCCACUUCUUUAUUCAUGCCCCAAAGCCAAAGUGGUGGUCUGCAGAGGUUACAAGCGGUCUCCGAGCUACAACAAGACUCGAAUGGUUUUGCGUCGUUUGCGGGGAAGUCGACAGCUGAGUUUCUGGGUCGUGAGAGCUCGUCAGGAAAGCGCACUUACACGAAAUACGAGCAGCAGCGGCUGAAGGAUGGAUCUUUGAUGUUGCGACCCCACGGAACAGGCAAGGCUAUGGUGGGUCAGCCAAUGCGCGGGUUACCGCCACUCCCGUUCUCGGGAAUCGAAAACUCAGAGUACUCACCGCCAAGCGCGCUACGACCUGGGCCGAAUACUUACAUGACGUCGGAGUAUAAGACUACGUUCGUGCAUCCGCGGAAGAUGACGCCGCCUCCGCGGCCGUCGCCGGGUGGAAAGCGCAAUGUCGCGAACUACAUGAAGCAAGUGGAGCUCAUUGAGGCGCAAAGAGCGCGAAUCCAAGAAAUUCUACUAGAAAACGCAGGUUCGUCGACCUACAGAUCAGGACAAAGUGGGCAAGCUGUAGCGGUGGAUUCUAGUCCGGUUGAUACAUCCCAGGAAGUGGCUGCAUCUGUUGAAACCCAAGUAGUAGCUGGGAAUAGCGCUGCGAAAGACACCGAAGCAGAGCAGCGAGCUACUGAAGCUGAAGCCCUCGCUGCGUCUUCAGCCCAAGGAAGAGGCGACGCUGGGUCCUCUGGUUCGCCCUUUUAUCGUCCCGGAAUGAAUUUCGACACCUCGGACAACGAAAAUCCGUACGUUUUUGGGUCACUCGCUGAACCGAGGUCCCGCGAGCGUCGCCACGUGCCAGAAUUGUAUGCUGUCACGAGUGCGCGCACCGUCGUGCCACGACUUGCUGGUCUCGCUACGCCGCGCGACAAUCCAAAGUGGUAUCCGUAUCCCAGCAAUAAUUAUGAUCCCUCUGUCGCCUACUACGUGCAGCAGCGACCUUUUGCAUGGGCCAAUGUAAGAAGUGGAAAUAAUUUGCAUCCUCAAGAGCAAGAUGUCGCUUCGACUGUCCCGUUAUCGAAAAGGACCACUUCCAGCGGUGACAGCGCGCCACGUGCUCCGCCGCCACCAACUUCGGUCCGAGUGAUGCCAGAAACACCGGCUUCUACAAAGGACGUGCGUACCGUUGCCCCACAGACUCCAGUGAAGGACUCCUCCGCACAAACGAUGCAGGAAAAUCCAGUUCAGCAAGGUGGAUUUGACUUGGUCAUUAUCGCUGGUACACCUGCAAAGAACAAGAGACAAGAAGUCAGUGUCGUCGGAGAUACGAUAGAAACUACAGGAGCAUCUUCUUCUCAAGUCGUGGACCAGAGUGGCAUGGACACUGGUCGAGGCACCAUUGAUACUCCAGCUGGAAAGGCACCGGAAUCGCCACAGGGGUUUCCAGCUGACUUGGUUGACGCCGAAAUUCGAAGCAGUAUCAAGCCGAAAGAUACAGAAGAUGGAUUCGAGGAGCUCGCGUUUGCUGGCAAGAGUUUUAGCAAGACGAAAUAUGCUGCGAAGCCCGAGCUUGAAAGCGAAGCGUCCGGGCGUCCGCCGGCAUGGGAGGAACUUCCUCGAGGCGUAAUUGAGGCCGAUCUGGUUGAUACAAAUUACCAAAAAAACAAGUACUCAAGAACAUCGUCCAAAGCUAGUCGAGCAGACUUACCUUCCGGGUUUCAUGCAACACCGCGCGAAGAGUUUGGCAGUGUCGGACGUUUCUUCUUGUUCGGAAAGACUGACGACCAACCGCGGUCGUGGAUGGCGAAGCUGCGCCAGCAGGAGGAAGAAGCGCGUGGAGAACCGUUUUUUCCGAAGUGGGACAUUAAAGGUAUGAAUGAGGAAAACGAGUGAGGUGGUGAACAGGCUACAAGUACGAUACCGAAUAUUUAUGAAACUACUAAAUAGAGCAAAGAAAAUAUCGCCUACAAAGGAGCAGCAGUUUUUGUAUAGAGUCAAAGACAGUGUGAACUAGAUGAGUAGGAAAUGUUAUUUAAGUGCGAAGUUAGAAGCUGUCCUCCGUAUGAAUAGACGAGAUUUUCAAAGAAUAAACGGCAAAGACGAUUGCAAAAUUAUUUUUCGGAAGAUUUUCUUCGCAGAUACAUAAACAUAACCAAGUAGUGGCAAGUAGUAGAAACGUUGACUUCCUGAACAUAAUUAAUGAUAAUUGAUGACUUGUAGCAUGGAAGUUUUAUGCCUAUUUGUAGAGGUGAUCAUCUCGAUACAGUUGAAAAAAGUAAGAGCAGACUUCAUUCAUUGUUGCAUGCCUCAUGCGGGUUCUCAAGCCUGCUGUUGGUGUAUUUGAUGAAUGCAAUGGACUUGUCAAUGACUGCGACUGUUGAAAUACGCAUAGAUUUUACAUGUGAUUUAAAACAAAUCUGUCAAAAGAUCUGCAUAUUGCUUAGAGCUAAAGCAUAUGAACAUGCGCACCAAGAAUGCACUACGAGAGAAAUUCAAAGGUGAAAAAAUGAUCACGAAAAAGAAACCACCCGACCUCCGUAAGUAACUGCACUUUCGGCGUGUUCGCGUGUGCAAAACGAGUUUAGACGCAUCUCUUGAGAACAAGAAAUAACUUCGAGAGCUGGCAUUCAUACAUUGUCUUUUCAUAUCUUGUGAAGCUUCACCCGAUGACCACGAGAUGAAUAUGCAAGUGUUGAUGACGAGAUAUCACUAG
Amoebophrya sp. A25 is the source of this 4471-nucleotide messenger RNA. Lineage: Eukaryota; Dinophyceae; Syndiniales; Amoebophryaceae. The record is from the annotation of a GenBank genome assembly.